This is a messenger RNA of Juglans regia (Persian walnut), 495 nucleotides long. Its product is annotated as 40S ribosomal protein S13-like. Gene Ontology annotation, biological process: translation. The transcript is spliced from 2 exons. Gene Ontology annotation, molecular function: small ribosomal subunit rRNA binding; structural constituent of ribosome. Gene Ontology annotation, cellular component: nucleolus; cytosolic small ribosomal subunit; ribosome. Bases 1 to 495 code for a protein of 164 amino acids. NCBI's taxonomy places the organism in Eukaryota, Viridiplantae, Streptophyta, Magnoliopsida, Fagales, Juglandaceae. The record is from RefSeq and is a predicted model, not a curated record.
AUGAAAAAACCGGCCGAAACCGAUCAACUAGGGGAGAGAAAACCGAUAUUAUCGGUCUCGGCGCGGUGUGGUUCGGUUCCUCGGUCUGCCGUCGGCGUCUCUGUUACGGAGGAGGGAUAUGCCGCCGUCUACCAUGAGAGAGUAGAAGAGAGUUGCAACUUGCAGCUUGUCGAGGAGAACAUCUACAAAUUUGCCAAGAAGGGUCUGACACCAUCUCAAAUUGGUGUUAUUCUGCGGGAUUCUCAUGGGAUUGCUCAAGUGAAGAGUGUUAUUGCAAGCAAGAUUUUGCGUCUACUGAAGGCCCAUGGACUUGCUCUUGAAAUUCCGGAGGAUCUGUACCACCUUAUAAAGAAAUCAGUCUCGAUCCACAAGCAUUUGGAGAGAAAUAAGAAGGACAAAGAUUCCAAGUUUAGGUUGAUUUUGGUUGAGAGCAAAAUCCAUCGCCUAGUUCAAUACUACAAUAAGACAGAGAAGCUGCCGUGUAUGGAAAUAUGA